AUGUCCCAACCCUACAACUCCGCAGACCUCACCUCCGUGCUAGCUACUCUCUCAGCACUGUCCCAAUCCCAAUCCCAAUCCCAAUCCCAAUCCCAAUCUCAAACCAUCCAACUAGAAGACAGCAAUAACGACACCUACGAACCCUCAGAGACAGUCAUACCCCUAAACCCAGCCCCUACUCUCCCUCCAGUCCAAUCCCAUCCCAAGCCCCUACAACCACAGUCACAACCCAAACCAACUACUCCCCUCCCCGACACCUCCGCCAUAACAACAUGGCCCCCGGCUCUAAAAAGCGUCAUGCGCACCGUCUCGCAAAAUGAAGACCUCCAGCGCAAAAUUCGCUGGCUGAUUCAACAGCAGCACGACCAUGAGAAGCAGUGGUGGGCGGGGCGGGAGGCGCUGGUCCGGAAGCAGAAGGCUCGGGUGGAGAAGAAGAAGGAGUUGGAUGCGGUUUUACGGUCUGUUGGGGCGCCGGUUGAUGAGAAGGAGGUUUCGACGGUGGAAGAGGACCGCGCGGAGUUGACUAACUACGAUAUGAAAGUCUACAAGGCCUCGAAGCAGAUGGCGGAUGCCAUGAUGAGUGAGCUGCGGGCGCUGCAGAUCCCAUUCUUUAGUAUUAAGCAGAGUCUGGUCGUUGACUCCGCCGGGAAGGCGGCGGAAUCCCUGAAUCCGGGUAUCGGGAGGGAUGACCUGGCGGUUCUACGGCGGAGGAUGUUGGAGUUAUUGCAGGAUCUUUGUAAAGAGUGA
This is a messenger RNA of Aspergillus alliaceus, 747 nucleotides long. RefSeq lists its product as uncharacterized. The record is from RefSeq and is a predicted model, not a curated record. NCBI's taxonomy places the organism in Eukaryota, Fungi, Ascomycota, Eurotiomycetes, Eurotiales, Aspergillaceae. The coding region runs from base 1 to 747 and encodes 248 amino acids. The transcript is spliced from 3 exons.